UUGGUGCAACAGUCAGGGUCCUUUGUUUCUUCCUUCCUCUCUCAGCUGCAUCUCUCAUGUAAUCUUGGUGAAGAGUCUUGCCUGGCAAAGAAAGAGAUCAGGGACAAGGAGGUGGUGCCGAGAAAGUUCCACGAAACUCAGAAGUCGCCACCUGCCUAUCAGACUCGAAGAACCAGGAGAGAUGUAACCUGGGCAUACUUUCAGCUCUUCCCCUGCUGCCCACACUGCAGGUUUUUCAGGUCCUUGCUUGAGCGUGCACUCACAGGCGUAAAUAAACGUGCUAUCAACAACGCGCGUCAGCCACCCAGCUAUUUAAGUGGGCUGGCAUCAGCAGACUCGGCUUCCAAAUCCAGAGCCUGCCUUUGCCACUUCCACCCGCGCCAAGACCAUGUCGGCGGAGAGCGCGAGCGGCCCCACCGAGGACCAGGUGGAGAUCCUGGAGUACAACUUCAACAAGGUCAACAAGCACCCGGACCCCACCACGCUGUGCCUCAUCGCGGCCGAGGCCGGCCUGUCGGAGGAGGAGACCCAGAAAUGGUUUAAGCAGCGUCUGGCUCAGUGGCGGCAGUCAGAAGGCCUACCCUCAGAGUGCAGAUCCGUGACAGACUGAGGAGAUGGUGGACGCUGGCAGCUUCCCUCUAUGAAGACCAUCCGCCAUUUCUCUCCUCGGCUUAACCAAGCUUUUUGGUUUUUCAGUGUAGUGCUGUGUGUUUAAUUGUUAGCUGUCCUGCUAUUUAACACAAUGUUGUAUUUUUUUAAUGUACAUAACCAGAAAAGAAAGUAACCCUAGGAAGCUAUAUGUAGCUUCUGUAUAAAGCAGUGGCUUGGCUGGGAAGUCUUGGGGCUUGCCUUUCCUUUUGGGUCUUGAUAAUAGAUGGUGUGAAAAUCAUCUAAGUUUGCUUUUGAUCAUCACCUCCCAGUACCAGUUUAUUUUUACCAUCCAUUUCAGAGUGGCCAAGGCCUCUGUUGAAAAGAUAACAUGAGGGGGAAGCAUUUCCUUCUGACUCUACUUCCCUAAGUUGUUUUCCUUAUGUUGCAGUAAUACACUGAGAUUGAGGGAGAACACAGAGGUAUAUUUGAGUCCGAUUUCAUAAAGCAGUUCCUUGGAUUAUUAGCUGCAUUCACUUGGAAAGAACCCAGUUAGGCUGGGAGACAGAAACUCCAACUGGCAGAAAACCAAGUAACUAAGAAAAAGAUCCACAAAAGUCUUCAAUUUACCUUAUUUAAAUGUAUUUGUUAAAUUUAUUUUACCAAACAAAAUGAACUGCUUUUUGUCUCUGAAAUGAUAUGCUAAAUAAAAACCUUUUUUGUUGAAAAUGGA
Zalophus californianus (California sea lion) is the source of this 1321-nucleotide messenger RNA. RefSeq names its product HOP homeobox (gene HOPX). Gene Ontology annotation, biological process: regulation of transcription by RNA polymerase II; cell differentiation. Gene Ontology annotation, molecular function: DNA binding. Bases 389 to 610 code for a protein of 73 amino acids. The record is from RefSeq and is a predicted model, not a curated record. NCBI's taxonomy places the organism in Eukaryota, Metazoa, Chordata, Mammalia, Carnivora, Otariidae. Gene Ontology annotation, cellular component: nucleus. The transcript has 3 exons.